UAAUGCCGAGUCUAUUUAAACACGCCAUGUUUACGUUUGUUCUUUGCAGCUGCUUGGUAUAACUGCUUUUGUAUUUUUUUUCCACGAGCAAUAAAAUCGCCUUAUAUUUCUUGCUGACGUCACUUCCCUUUCGCAUGGCGCGACAUUGUUCAUCAUGUCUGUGGAUGAGAGGCUGUAUAACUGUGAGGAUCCUGCUGUGUGGAGAGGGAUCUAUGGAAAAUACUGGGAUGUGGUGAAAGCAAAGUCAGCUAAGAAGGGGAAGGAUCCUGGAAAGCUGCUGGCACUAGACAAAUGGUUUCAGGAGGAGCUUCCCGCUGCGAUCUCAUCUCGAUCAGAAUGUUCUUUUACACAUGCUGAGCUUGCUAAGAUCAUGGAGUGGAAACUAACCAAAGGAAAGUUCCGACCACGUUUGCAGCAGCUGAUUGGUUCAAACAGCGAGGAGGCAGUUCAUAGUUUAACCAGCAAAGCAUUUAGUUUGUUUCCAGAUGUCCAGGCUGCAAUUACAGAGUUGUGCAAACUCAAAGGUGUCGGGCCAGCAACAGCAUCAGCUGUGUUGGCAGCUGGAGCUCCAGAUAAAAUCGCCUUCAUGGCCGAUGAAGCUGUGGAGAGCAUCGCUGGGUUAAAACCAGUCGAGUACACAGUCAAACAUUACACUCUUUAUCUAGAGAAAGUGCUGCAAAAAACAGCCCAGCUCAACAAAGUGGACGACCAGCAAGACUGGACUCCUCAUAGGGUGGAGCUGUGUUUAUGGGCGUGGACCGUAGCCAAUCAGAUUCAGCCCUCAGUAUUAAAUGAAUUUGACUUGGUGGAUGUCACAGACAAAAAGACCAAUCAGAAGUCACAGAAGAGAAAAGCAAAUGAUGAAAAGCUAUCAAAGAGACGAAAGACUGACCGCUCUUAGUAUCAGAAUACAGCAGCAUUUCUCUUCUUAAUGUUUCUGGGGAGUAUGUUGUCAUUGACUUUCUUUAUUACAGUAUUUCUUUUCUUAGAAAUGUUCACUGAUCUUGUUGGAGAUUUAGAAAUCUAAUGUGCCACAAUGUUGUAAACGCCUGUCUGGGUUCCCAUCUGUUUUCCAUCUAUUUUUCCAAGCUAGAACCCACACAAACUAUAUGUGCCUCAUAUUCUAGACUGUUUGUGUAACUGGUGUUAAAUGUUAUUUUAAAAAACCAAUAAAAGUGUUGUUGAGAG
Triplophysa dalaica is the source of this 1188-nucleotide messenger RNA. RefSeq lists its product as uncharacterized. Gene Ontology annotation, biological process: DNA repair. Bases 155 to 901 code for a protein of 248 amino acids. The record is from RefSeq and is a predicted model, not a curated record. Gene Ontology annotation, molecular function: DNA binding; catalytic activity. The transcript is spliced from 6 exons. NCBI's taxonomy places the organism in Eukaryota, Metazoa, Chordata, Actinopteri, Cypriniformes, Nemacheilidae.